AUUACGAUUUACAAUUGGAGAGACGAUAUCCAGAUGAGCCGCCCCGUUUCAGCACGCACAGUUGGAUUUUCGCUGCUGCUGCCGUUCUUUGCCUUUCUGACCGAUCUGUCAAAUCGGAUCAAUUUGUGGAGCAAAUUCGGACCUCAGUAGCUUGCACCGUUACUGUGGGGACUAACAUCGUCGAUCCCUUGCUGCACCCAUUCUUCAACUCAGCAGUCCCUGACUGUCACAUAACCCCGGAUUUCUGAUUUGUCAGUCCCCUAAAAUAUAUAAACUAUGGAUAGAACGGAUCUUAUUCAGAAGGCCAAGCUGGCGGAGCAGGCUGAGCGCUACGACGACAUGGCAGAUUGCAUGAAGGAGGUUACAGAGAAGGGUGGCGAGCUGUCAAACGAGGAGAGGAACCUGCUGUCCGUCGCCUACAAAAACGUGGUUGGGGCGAGGCGGUCCGCAUGGAGGGUGAUGUCCAGCAUCGGAUUGAAGACCGAGGGAUGCGAGAAGAAGCAGCAGUUGGUCAAGGAGUAUCGGGAGAAGGUGGAGAAGGAGCUGCAGGAUAUCUGCAACAACGUUUUGAAACUGCUGGAUAAUUAUUUAAUUGGAAACUCCACAAAUCCCGAGAGCAAAGUCUUCUAUCUAAAGAUGAAGGGGGACUACUAUAGAUACCUUGCUGAAGUUGCUUCUGGAGACGACAAAUCAAAGACCAUUGAAAACUCACAGCAAGCAUACCAGGAAGCGUUUGACAUCAGCAAGACUGAGAUGGACCCCACACAUCCCAUCCGCUUGGGCUUGGCACUUAACUUCUCUGUCUUCUACUAUGAGAUCCUCAACUCCCCAGAAAAAGCCUGCGAGCUGGCCAAAAAGGCAUUCGAUGAUGCCAUUGCAGAGCUUGACCAGCUAAAUGAGGAGUCCUACAAAGAUAGCACUCUUAUCAUGCAGCUCCUCAGAGACAACCUGACAUUAUGGACAUCGGACAACGCUCCUGAGGAGGGCGAAGGCGGAGAAGGAGGAGAGGGUGGCGAGAAUGAGAACUAAAACACACAAGCCCUCAAUGUUUGGGUCAUCUCCAAAAACAACAAAAGGAAAAAAAAAACUUUUUACACAUCCUUCAUUCCUUAUUGCUCCACUCAAACAUUCUACCAAUGAAACCCAUUGCUGAAAAGAGUUGUGUAAGGAAAUAAAUAAAAAAAAAUAAUCAUUCUUUUCACAAUGCAGAUUUGGACAACUGGUGAAAAGAGAAACCCUCCAUUCUUCUGGUUUGUGUUUGUCCUGGCCUUCCCAUGUGUGCAGUUUCAGCUGUAGAAAAGUGAUUGAUAGCUUGACAAUGGUAUCGGACUCCUAACUCAAUUUAGAGGCAGAAAAAUUUAAGUCCCAUCAUUAAACAACUGUAAGCCUAAAUCCCAUUCAUUGAGAGAUUUUGGAUUUUUUUCCCCCAAUAAGAAAUGUUAGAUAUAAAAGUAGUUUUUCCCCAUACCUUUUCUUUUUAGUGUGUCUGUCUCUACAGUUACGUGGUACGGUUACAGCAGCUGAAGUCCAACUUCAAACUAAUUUUCAUACUGCAGGGAAAGCCAGUGUACUUUACAUGCUGGCAACAAAUAUUAUAAUACAGCUAAGUAAUGCCCAUUGGUGAAAUCCUCACUUUCUGCCCUGGUUAUGAUGCCACUCUAUCACUGAAGCAUGUCUGUCUGUGGGGGGAAAUGGUGGUGCUUGUUUGUCUGACCAAAUGCAGGGACCUUUUUAAUGGGAAGAAGACAAUUCUGUCAUGCAUGUCUCUUGAGAUAUUACACUGGAAUGGGAACAAUUGCUGUAACACACACAAGUCCAAGUGUUAAGUCUAGUAAUUUUCAAUGCAGGUUUGUACACAUCCUACAAGAGGGUGAUUUGUUAGUCUGUCCAGUGAUUGUCAUUAGAGAUUUGGACCACUAUUGUUUUGCUAUUCAUUCAAUUGUAGUCCCCAAAAGCCUUGUGGAAAUGUUUGAAACCCUAUGUAUCAGCUAUGUUAACAUGAAUAAAACAUUUUAUAAACCAAG
Molecule: messenger RNA, 2024 nt
Organism: Seriola aureovittata
Lineage: Eukaryota; Metazoa; Chordata; Actinopteri; Carangiformes; Carangidae
Product: 14-3-3 protein beta/alpha-1-like
Exons: 6
Coding region: 277-1029 (250 amino acids)
Biological process (GO): signal transduction
Cellular component (GO): cytoplasm
Source: RefSeq, a predicted model, not a curated record